AUGGCUCGCUGGCACAUCCUGGCCUUGGCCCUGUGCUCCUACCUCGGGGUAGCCUGGGCUGCCACACUGGGUGUGGUGCACACUGAGGGAGGAUUUGUGCAAGGAGAGAGCAAGAAACUGGGACUCUUUGGGGGCUACGUUGACAUCUUCAGAGGGAUCCCCUUUGCUGCCCCUCCAAAGACUCUGGAAGACCCCCAACCUCAUCCUGGCUGGGAUGGAACUCUGAAGGCAAAGGAAUUCAAAAAACGCUGCAUGCAGUUGAAGCUGACACAGACUGAUGUCCGUGGGAGUGAGGACUGUCUCUACCUGAACAUCUGGGUCCCUCAAGGGAGAAAACAGGACCAUGCUGAUGACCUGCAGUACGUGUUUGGGAAGCCCUUUGCCACCCCUCUGGGCUACUGGCCCAAGCACAGGACUCUCUCAAAGGCCAUGAUUGCUUACUGGACCAACUUUGCCAGGAGUGGUGAUCCCAACGUUGGCCAUUCGGACGUGCCUGUUUCCUGGCCAGCCUACACCGACAAGAGCAAGUACUACCUGGAUAUCAACCACAAGAUGACCAAGGACUCUGUGAAGCAGAACCUGAGGUCCCGCUUUGUGACCUUCUGGAACUCGGUCUAUUUGAAGCUGCCGCAGGUUGCUGACAUCUCCCAGUCGGAGUUAAUGUUUUUUCUUGCUAAUGUCAAGACGCUGUCCCCAAAGAACAAGGGCCUGUUCAAGAGAGCCAUCAGCCAGAGCGGUGUCGGGGUCUGCAGCUGGGCCAUCCAGAGGGAUCCGCUCGUCUGGGCCAAAAAGCUUGGAGAAAAGGUGGGCUGCUCCACAGACAACACCACCGUCUUGGCCAACUGCCUGCGCCACUCUAAUCCCAAGGACUUGACCCUGGCCUACCACAUGCAGUUCACUCACCUGCCCAUGCCCUUUGCGCUCACCCUUGCCUUCUCCCCAGUUGUGGAUGGGGAUUUCCUCCCAGACGUGCCAGAGAAGCUCUUUGCCAACGCUGCUGACAUCGAUUACUUGGCUGGGGUCAACAACAUGGACGGGCACAUCUUUGCUGGUGUGGAUGUACCCGCCAUCAACCGCCCGCUGGUGAAGGUCACUGCUGACCAGGUGUACAAUUUGAUCAAAGGCCUCACCGUGGACAGGGGUGAGGCUGGAGCCAACGCCACCUACAACAUCUACACACAGAGCUGGGGUGACAAACCCGAGCAGGAGGUCGUGAAGAAGACAGUGGUGGACCUGACCACUGACUACAUCUUCCUGAUUCCCACACAGGUGGCACUGGACCUGCACCUGCAGAAUGCCAAGAGUGGCAAGACCUACAGCUACGUGUUCUCUGAGCCGUCCCGCAUGCCCGUCUACCCCCGCUGGGUUGGGGCAGACCAUGCUGAUGACCUGCAGUACGUGUUUGGGAAGCCCUUUGCCACCCCUCUGGGCUACUGGCCCAAGCACAGGACUCUCUCAAAGGCCAUGAUUGCUUACUGGACCAACUUUGCUAGAACUGGUGAUCCCAACAAAGGGCAUUCAGAUGUGCCUGUUUCCUGGCCAGCCUACACCAACGAUGGCAAGCACUACCUGGAUAUCAACCACAAGAUGAACAAGGACUCUGUGAAGCAGAACCUGAGGUCCCGCUUUGUGACCUUCUGGAACUCGGUCUAUCUGAAGCUGCCGCAGGUCGCUGACAUCUCCCAGUCGGAGUUAAUGUUCUGA
Molecule: messenger RNA, 1704 nt
Organism: Zonotrichia albicollis (white-throated sparrow)
Lineage: Eukaryota; Metazoa; Chordata; Aves; Passeriformes; Passerellidae
Source: RefSeq, a predicted model, not a curated record